GACACCAAUGGCUUUGUCAACGUGUUGGAUGAACUCAGAUAUAAGACUUUUUUCCAAAUAUAAUGCCAGUUUUUUUUCUGGCUAACAUUGCUAAGUCUUGUAUGUGAUCUGGGGAUUUGCGCACGUGUGUGAGAUAUAUUUUUUUAUUAGCUCUAGAAAAAUAUUUGCUUUGUCUCUAGACCCAUAUUUUGGGACAUCUUGAAGAUUGUAAUAUUAAAAAAAUGAGCACAUAUUCAGUUGUCCUAGUUAGUUAAACAAUCAACACCAGACCUUUCAGGGUGUUAGACUGUCAGGGAUCUUCUGUGUAAGCAAUAUUUUAACAAGGGGCACCCACAUUUUUUCUGUGUCUUAGUCUGUGAUAAAUCCCUGAUUAGGGCUAUGUGUGAUCACAAAGACUAUGGACACUGCGUUCUCUUUGCUUGUUUUUCCCAUUUAUGCUUUUAUAACCAUAACAAAAGGAGGCAACAACUCUUAGCUAAUAAGCUUAUUAAGCUGCACUUUUUCUAGAGGUUUUUAUACUUUGCUGGGCAAAAUUAUAGUGAGAAUACUAAACAUACAGCUGGCUGGAAAAUGAAAGGGGGGAGUCUGGUUUUUCUCCCAACAUCUUUACAUUUUCCAUUCAGGUCUAACUAGCAAUAUAUAUAGCCCACUGCUUAUCAUGUGGCAUAUGACGUAAGGUCUGUGUGUGUCUUUUGAGAAGGAUGUCAGUUUUGGGGAUCUGUAUCUCUGGGAAAUUAAUUGAAAAUACAUGACAUUUAGUGUAGUCAAAAGCAAAAAUGCCUCUGCAAAAGUAUUUUUAUGAGAGCUAGUUAUAAGUAAUCUCUGCCAGAGAUUUGUAGUAGUAUCCAGAAAGGGCUGAUUUCAUCUCAUUUCCUUCACUUCAGUUUGCUGACAACAGUUUGAGGGACUCUUCCAGUACAACUCAUAAUUUAAUAAUUACGUCUGAUUCCGCUGACUUUUGUGGAGAAAGAAAAAGUAGAUUUGUUUAAGACUUAAAUGAAUUAAUGCAAUGUAUGUCAGACCACAGUAUCACUUCUCAGCCUGUACAAAGUCUGACUUGGGCCAUUAGAAGUGAGGACUGUGAUGUGAGUGCUGCAGAUACCAAGCCAGUGCAUAGGAAGUGGGGGCUGAUUGAAAGUACCCAGUUUUAAAUAAAUAUUUCUGAAUAUACCUCAAGCAAUUAAUUAUUUACUGCUUUUAAGGUAUGAAACUGUUAAUUUGACAUAAUGUGCUAAAUUUUCAGCAUGGAUCUAACUACCCACAAAAUGUGUGGAUGCGAAGGGAGAGAAUCUGUAUGUGCGAGUAUAUCUUACUGCCUCUUCUUAUCUAAAGAGAGGAUUUUUACAUGUACAAAUGGAUGGGCCCACACAUUCAGUGGGCCUCUUUUUACUGGCCUGCUGAAAAUUUGGUUUGAUGAGUAUUUGUGGCCUGCUUGUGUACCUGAUGUAACUCUUCAUGAGAGAACUAAAACCUGCUGUUAUGGGCAGAUUCCAUGAUAGGCCACCAGUAGUUUCCAUUAGAGAUGUAUUAUUUUAAAUACAGCCCUUCUGGAGUUCAGUAGUCCCUGUCCUGGAGGUGGACAUUCAGACAGAUCUGCAAUUGUCCUAGCUGUGAACCACACAUUUCUUCAAUCCUUUCUGGGGUUGUAAGUUUCACUUUACGAGGGGAGAGUACCUAUGCUGACGUGGUCUAACGUGCAUCAGUAUCUUUUUCUUUCCCCGCCCUUAGCUGAAGUCAUGUUUGCAGGCUCCUGCGCAGACCCUCCCGCUGCUUACACAGAACUACUCAAAUCCAAACCAGGCUUCUGCAUGCGGACUACAUCUCCCAGAACCCCUUGCGAUGUCAGCCCAGGCAGCCUCCCCUCCCAGCUGGCUGCUAUCGGAAGCAGUCCGUCCAGCACCCUCAGGAGCGGGCGCUUCCCAGAGAUGCCUCUGCUGAUUAACGGGGAUCGGAUCGACCUGGCCCAGCCGCCGGGGGAGGUGAUCCGCACCUACCCGCACCUGGAGGAGAAAGCAAGAGUUCUAAGAGGCCAACCUGCUCAAACAGUGGGACCCAAAGGACUUCUGUACAUCCAGCAAAGAGAGUUUGCAGUGACCACCCCUAAAGAUGGUUCCGUGUCCAUCCUUGGAUCUGAUGAUGCAACUACCUGCCACUUAGUGGUGCUCAGACACACAGGGAGUGGGGCUACCUGCCUGACGCACUGUGAUGGAUCCAACACACAAGCCGAGGUGUCGCUGAUUAUGAGUGCAGUAAAAUCUUUCUCUAAUGACACAGAAUGCGGAAGGCUGGAAGUUCACCUAGUUGGAGGUUUCAAUGAUGAUAGGCAGUUAUCACAAAAACUUACUAAUCAGCUUCUUAGAACGUUUGAUCUCCAGCAAGAUGAUGUCCAUUUAGUGACUUUCUGUGUGACAGAAUUAAAUGAUAGGGAGGAAAAGGACAAUCAUUUUCCAAUCAUUUAUGGAAUAGCUGUGAAUGUUAAAACAGCAGAGAUUUUCCAUGCAACUUUUCCAGAUAAGGGACCAGAUGAGGAUUUGCGUUCAGCUCGUAUGUUAACAGGAGCACCAAUGACUAAUAUUUAUGAUGCAAAGACAGAGCAACUCCACAUUGGACCUUACUUCUGGAUGCCUUUCCCAUACGUGGACUUGUGGUUGGAGCAAGAUGAUAAACAGAUAUUACAGAAUCUUUCCACAUCGCCUCUGGCUGAACCACCGCACUUUGUUUCCCACCUUAGAUCCACAUUGCUAUUUUUAAAAGAGCAUCCCUUUCCCGCUGACUCCCUGUUUCCUAACAGGAAACCUCGACUUUAUAAAAAGACUGAAGAAGGUUUAUGGGAGAGAGUCUGUUUGGAAACGAUUUAACGUUGAGGCAAACACUGGAGGAUGCACUUUGGGAAAGCACUGCCUUGCCAAAAGUGUGGCCACUUCGCUGCAAAGAGCAUCUUUCUGAAUCCAUGUUGGCCAAAUCCCCUGCUGUCCUUGAUCAGACUAGCCUUGUUUAAUGCUUUUCAAAGUAAUAUUUUUGGCAGCGGUGCAUUUGUUUGCACUGUUACUUACAUAAGUCCGUAUUUUCUUUUUUACAGAUUGGUCCUUAAAAUUGUGCCCUUCCCCCAUUUUUACUUUUGGUGCUAAUCUGUUGUAUAUUAAGGUCUUCUGCAAAAUCUAUCUAGAGAGAGAUAAUAUGCAGUUGCCCUUUCAAGAGUGCUUUUUUGAGCUGGGCCUAGGUGUCCCUUUAAAUACAAUUUGAAGUAUAAUGUGUAUACUAAC
Messenger RNA from Gopherus flavomarginatus (Mexican gopher tortoise), 3263 nucleotides. It is a transcript of the gene NTAN1, whose product is annotated as N-terminal asparagine amidase. Gene Ontology annotation, biological process: ubiquitin-dependent protein catabolic process. The record is from RefSeq and is a predicted model, not a curated record. NCBI's taxonomy places the organism in Eukaryota, Metazoa, Chordata, Testudines, Testudinidae. Gene Ontology annotation, cellular component: nucleus. Gene Ontology annotation, molecular function: protein-N-terminal asparagine amidohydrolase activity.